Messenger RNA from Paramisgurnus dabryanus, 3906 nucleotides. It is a transcript of the gene ndst3, whose product is annotated as N-deacetylase/N-sulfotransferase (heparan glucosaminyl) 3. Gene Ontology annotation, molecular function: deacetylase activity; hydrolase activity; heparan sulfate N-sulfotransferase activity. Gene Ontology annotation, cellular component: Golgi apparatus. Lineage: Eukaryota; Metazoa; Chordata; Actinopteri; Cypriniformes; Cobitidae. The record is from RefSeq and is a predicted model, not a curated record.
UCACUGGUGGGGAGUCGCGUGUAUCAGCGCUCCUCUCUGGAUAUCGUCUUCAUCUCGUCGUUUGAGCGCUCCUCCUGUCUCUCCUCCGCUCCUUUAAUCCGUGUCGCAGGAAGAGAAAGGAAGAAAGGGGAAAGGGCACGCGAAGAGAAGUGAACCGGUCCGCGAUUCAUUCCAGAUGGCUGAUUCUGAAUCAGUGGAUGAGAUUGGGCUCAUGGGUUCAGGGCUGUAGAGCUGGUGACAGGCGGCAAUUCUCUCACAGCACUGUCUCCGGUUUGGCUUUAGGUUUGUUGGAAUUCGGGAGAAAUCUCAAGACAUGGAGGGCUGUUAGUUUGAUGAAGAAUACAGAGAGUUGUUCUGUUGUUUGCAGCUGCUGACUUUGUGCCAAAUUUCCAAUCAGAAAUUCCCGUGGCCUGCCUUUGAAGCAAAAUUGCCAGUUUUGUGAGAUGGUCACAUGACAGCAGUAUGAUUUUCAAUUUGCAGCUUUAGGCUCGGCUUAGAGAACAGUCAGACUCUCACUCCAACACACUCCCACACAUGUGCGGCUUUUGCCAUGAAUUUGGCCACCAAGCUGCGGAGGAAUCUGAGGAGGCUUGUCAUCCUCCUCGCCACCUUCUGUAUGGUCAGUGUUUUAAUUUCUGCUUACUACCUAUACACAGGCUCCACCCAAGAACUGGAUCUCGCAGACCGCGCCUUAGGCUCGGACUGUGCGCAUCUCCGAGCGCUCCCUUUCCAUCAGUCAGAGCCUCGGACGCCUAAACCAAUCGAUCCGUCUCGGAAGGACCCAGUGGUGUUGGUGUUUGUGGAGAGUCAGUAUUCUCAACUUGGACAGGACAUCAUCGCCAUCCUCGAAUCCAACCAAUUCCAGUACCACGCCGAAAUCGCUCCGGGGAAGGGCGACAUUCCCCCGUUAACGCACAAAGGACGUGGACGCUAUGCAUUGGUCAUCUACGAAAACCUUCUCAAGUAUGUUGGGAUGGACGCGUGGAACCGUGACUUGCUGGAUAAAUACUGUGCCGAAUACAGCGUCGGUGUCAUCGGAUUUCACCGUGCAAGUGAAAACUCCCAGCCUGCUUUGCAGCUGAAGGGUUUUCCUGUGACGUUACGAACGAACGUCGCACUUCAAGACUGCUGCGUGAACCCACGCUCGCCUCUGCUCUAUAUAACACGGGCUGAAGUUGACCGAGGGUCAUUACCGGGAGAGGAUUGGACUGUGUUUCAGUUCAACCACUCCACGUAUGAACCAGUGCUAUUGGCCAAAACUCGACCUUUUGAGAAUGGGGCAGGACAGACACUAGGUGCCCACGGGCUCCAUGCUACAGUUGUACAGGACUUGGGUCUGUUCGAUGGGGUGCAGCGUGUGCUGUUUGGUAAUGGGCUGAGCUACUGGUUGCACAGACUCAUACUGGUGGAUGCCAUUGCCUAUCUCACAGGCAGGAAGCUGUCGCGAUCACUGGAACGCUACAUCCUGGUUGACAUUGACGAUAUUUUCGUGGGGAAGAAAGGGACACGAAUGAAUGUGAAUGAUGUUAAGGCUCUUUUGGAAACGCAGAACGCAUUGAGGUCAUACAUCUCAAACUUCACCUUUAACUUGGGGUUUUCUGGAAAAUUCUUCCAUACAGGUACGCAGGACGAAGAUGAUGGAGAUGAUCUGUUGCUGAAAUAUGUCGAUGAGUUCUGGUGGUUUCCUCACAUGUGGAGUCACAUGCAGCCUCAUCUCUUCCACAACGAAUCCUCUCUGAUGGAGCAAAUGAUUCUGAACAAAGACUUCGCUCUGGAGCAUGGUAUUCCAGUUGAUCUGGGAUAUGCAGUGGCCCCUCAUCAUUCUGGUGUGUAUCCAGUCCAUAUUCAGCUCUACGAGGCUUGGAAAAAAGCCUGGGGAAUACGGGUGACCAGUACAGAGGAAUAUCCACACCUAAAACCCGCACGGCACCGCAAGGGAUUCAUCCAUAACAACAUCAUGGUGCUGCCCCGUCAGACAUGUGGUUUAUUCACACACACCAUCUUCUAUAAGGAGUAUCCGGGUGGCCCUAAGGAACUUGACAGAAGUAUUCGAGGAGGAGAGCUUUUUCUCACCGUCCUGCUUAACCCUAUCAGUAUAUUUAUGACUCAUCUCUCCAAUUACGGGAACGACCGCUUAGGAUUAUAUACGUUCACAAACCUGGCCAACUUCCUGAAGUGCUGGACCAACCUGAGGUUGCACACGCUCCCCCCUCGACAGCUCGCGCACAAGUACUUCACGCUCUUUCCUGAACAAAGAAACCCGCUCUGGCAGAACCCAUGUGACGACAAACGGCACAAAGACAUCUGGUCCAAAGAGAAGACCUGUGACAGGCUUCCCAAGUUCAUGGUGGUCGGGCCUCAGAAAACUGGCACGACGGCGCUCUACCUCUUUCUUCUCAUGCAUCCCUACAUCUCCAGCAACUUCCCCAGUGCAAAAACAUUCGAGGAAGUUCAGUUUUUCAACACCAACAAUUACCACAAAGGCAUCGACUGGUAUAUGGAGUUUUUUCCCAUACCGUCUAAUGUCAGUACAGACUUCCUUUUUGAGAAAAGUGCAAACUACUUCCCUUCUGAGGAGACACCGAAACGUGCCGCCGCUCUCCUGCCCAAAGCCAAAAUCCUCACUCUGCUAAUCAACCCUUCAGACAGGGCCUACAGCUGGUACCAGCAUCAAAGGGCUCAUGAAGACCCAGCAGCAUUGCAGUUCAGCUUUUAUGAGGUCAUUUCUGCUGACCAGCUCGCACCACUAGAACUGCGCUCUCUCCAGAACCGCUGUCUCAUACCUGGACUGUACGCCACACACCUGGAGAGAUGGCUCACUUACUACCCUCCAAACCAGAUGAUGAUUAUAGACGGGCAGCAGUUGAGGAAUGAUCCAGCUAAAGUAAUGGAUGAGCUGCAGAAAUUUCUGGGUGUCAUUCCUUAUUACAACUACUCCCAGGCACUAACGUUCGAUCCUCAGAAGGGUUUCUGGUGCCAGCUUUUGGAAGGGGGCCGGACUAAGUGUUUGGGAAAGAGCAAGGGGAGGAAAUACCCGCCCAUGGAUCCUGAGUCACGAGGUUUCCUCUCCAGGUUCUACAGGGAUCAGAACAUUGAAUUAUCUAAGCUGCUACACAGAUUGGGUCAACCCUUACCAGCUUGGCUCAGAGAGGAACUACAGAAAGUCAGGUAGCCCUAACCAAACCACUGCUGCUCUGGGUCAAAGGUCCAAGUUCGCACCUCAAAGGGAAACUUAACUCUUGAACAGUACUGAAUUUCACAAACCUGCAAGCUUGCAGAGCAAAGAUAAAACAAUUUAACUCGGCUGUUAUUGGGACCUGUGGAAAUCGAAACGAAGCGGAUCUACAAUAUGUGUCAAUGGGAAUAUGAAACAUUUGCUGCAAACGGUCACAUUUCGAAUAGACACGACUUGAAGAUCACAGGCAGCCAAAUAUGGACUGCGUAACAAAAAUACUUCAGUUCACAGACUUCCUGUUCCAGUUCUCGUAUAUAUGCUGUCAUUUCCUCCAUCGGACACUGAACAUAAGUACUGCUUUAGGUUUUAUACUUGUCUUUGAGAGAUUUAGAACCGAGUUAGUCGAUAUCUGGCACAAUGUCUGUUCAUAACCUCACACGAUAAAUCAGCCAGUCACAGUAAAGAUGCAAAACUGUAAGAAUCGAGAGCACAGUGAUGUCAUCUGUCAAUUCAUAUCUGAGAAUGUUUCAGCCUAAAGAUUGAAAAUCAUUGAAGUUUCAUUUUGUGUGUGUGCGUGUGUGCGUGUGUAUGCGCGUGUCAUGGCAUAUGUCUGUAGCCAGGUAGCCUUAGUUCUGCCCACUGGACUGCAACUGGUUGGCUGAUGAAAUUGAAGCGUAACUUUUAUUUUUGAAAACAAUUUGCCUCAAUGCGGUGAGAAAGUGCUUUGAAAA